Messenger RNA from Acanthosepion pharaonis, 774 nucleotides. The record is from the annotation of a GenBank genome assembly. Lineage: Eukaryota; Metazoa; Mollusca; Cephalopoda; Sepiida; Sepiidae.
AUGAUAGAAACCUUAUCUAAAGUGUCACUGAGUACAACCGUCUUAUUAAAAUCAAUAUCAUUUUUCUCUCUCCCUCUGAUAUUUCUCAUUUUUCCUCUCACUCGCUCUCCUUCUCCAUCUCUCUCAUUUUACCUUUCCUUUUUGGGAUCAAAACUUAUCUAUCGGUGGAGAUUCCUUUAUUCAUUGUUUGUCUAUCUGGAUUAUCGUUUCCUUGACAUAAUCCCACCUGAUUGUAUAUGUCGUAUUAUGGAUGUCAUUUUGGUGAUAUCUUUAUACGGACAUAAAGAUUCAAAGAUUCUAUCUAUCUAUCUAUCUAUCUAUCUAUCUAUCUAUCUAUCUAUCUAUCUCAAUCUUUCAUAUCUAUCUAUCUAUCUAUCUAUCUAUCUAUCUAUCUAUCUCAGUUUGUUCAUAUUUAGUAUAUCUCUAUAUCUAUGUCAGUCUCUUCAUAUUUAUCUGUCAAUUUAUUUAUCUAUCUACCUAUUUCAUUCUGUUCAUACCUAUCUAGCUAUCUAUCUAGCGAUAUAUCUCAGUCAGUUCAUAUCUAUCUAUUUAACUAUCUCAGUUUGUUCAAAUCGUUAUCUGUCUGUUCUUAUCUAUCUAUCUAUCUAUCUAUCUAUCUAUCUAUCUAUCUAUCUAUCUAUCGAUCUAUCUCUAUCUAUCUAUCUCUAUCUAAUUAACUAUUUCAUUUGCUUAUAUCCCCCUCAUAUCUAUCUAUCUAUCUAUCUAUCUAUCUAUCUAUCUAUCUCAGUCUGUUUAUAUCUAUCUAUCGUUUGA